Messenger RNA from Oryza brachyantha (malo sina), 978 nucleotides. Its product is annotated as light-harvesting complex-like protein OHP2, chloroplastic. NCBI's taxonomy places the organism in Eukaryota, Viridiplantae, Streptophyta, Magnoliopsida, Poales, Poaceae. The record is from RefSeq and is a predicted model, not a curated record. The coding region runs from base 241 to 822 and encodes 193 amino acids. The transcript is spliced from 2 exons.
AGGCGUUGGCGCCUCGGUGUAGAGAGAGAGAGAGAGAGAGAGAGAGAGGAAGGGUGACGACUUGGCCUGGCAGGCAGUGGCAGUGGCACACUGGCACCACACACUCUUAUCCACAGCGGGGGUGCGUGCGUGUGUCCAAACCUUCUCCACGCGUUCCUUCCCUCCAUUUCCACUCCCUUCCAAGAACCAAGGGAGCCAGCCUCCCCUUGCAGAGAAGAGAAGCUCCGGGGAGUAGCAGCAAUGUCUCUGGCUCCCUCCAUCCCUUCCAUCAAGGUGAAGGUGGGAGGCGUCGCGGUCUCGUCCCCCCACCGCCACCGGGCAUGCAGGUCGUCGUUCGCCGUGAUCAGGAGCUCCAAGGCGGAGGGGGGACCCAGGAGACCCGCCGCGCCGCCGCUGUCGCCGCCGCCGCCUAUGCCUCCCAAGGCGCCGGCUCUGUCCACGCCUCCGACGCUGUCCCAGCCGCCGACCCCGGUGCAGCCGGCUGCCCCUCCGUCGUCGUCGCCGCCGCCGCCGCAGGAUUCUGAGCCGAAGCCGGCGGCGGCCCCGGUGGCUGUGGCGGCGCCGCCAGCGGCAGGGUCUGUGACGUUGGAGUACCAGAGGAAGGUGGCCAAGGAUCUGCAGGACUACUUCAAGCAGAAGAAGCUGGAAGAGGCUGAUCAGGGUCCCUUCUUUGGGUUCGUGGCCAAGAAUGAGAUUUCCAAUGGAAGAUGGGCUAUGUUUGGGUUUGCAGUAGGGAUGUUAACAGAGUAUGCAACCGGCUCAGAUUUUGUUCAACAAGUGAAGAUCCUUCUCUCCAAUUUUGGAAUUGUGGAUUUGGACUGAUCGCAGGUGUUUGACGUUAUUGUUCUGUAUAACUAUGGAGUACAAUGUAUCUUUUUAUCCAACAUAUAGAAAGAUCAAUCUUGCACAUUGUUAUACCCUUGACUUCAUUUGUGCUGGCCUGUCAGUUCUGAUGAAUGUGAAAUCCACUUUUCAGUU